This is a messenger RNA of Colossoma macropomum (tambaqui), 2303 nucleotides long. It is a transcript of the gene ubxn4, whose product is annotated as UBX domain protein 4. The record is from RefSeq and is a predicted model, not a curated record. Gene Ontology annotation, molecular function: protein binding. Lineage: Eukaryota; Metazoa; Chordata; Actinopteri; Characiformes; Serrasalmidae. The transcript is spliced from 13 exons. The coding region runs from base 111 to 1694 and encodes 527 amino acids.
UGUUACGCCACUUCCGUGAUGAUUCUGAAGGUUCUCACUGCCCUGACAGCAUCGAUGCGAUUAAAGAACUGACACGCAGAAAAGUGUUGGAAACAGAUAAAACAGAGAUCAUGCGCUGGUUCGAGGGCUCAGUUCCAGCAGCCAUCGCCGCCUCCAAACAGCUGAACUCUGUUUUCGUCGUCGUCAUUACAGGAGACGAUGAGCAGUCCAAACAGAUGCUGUCCAGUUGGGAGGAUGACCGCAUAGCAGAGCUCACGAACAAUUGCUGUGUUGCAAUUAAAGUAGAUGCUAAAAGUGAGACGUGCGUCCAGUUUUCACAGAUAUAUCCGGUGGUGUGCAUUCCAUCCAGUUUUUUCAUAGGUGAGAAUGGCAUUCCCCUGGAGGUCAUCGCUGGCGGCGUCUCUGCAGAGGAGCUUACAAAGAGGAUAAACAAGGUCAAACAGAUGCACUCUCAGCAGAUGGGCAGUGGGGCCCAGGCCAAUGCAGAGAGAGACAUGCAAACAGAGGGUUCCUGUGCAGCCCCGGAUGCAGCUCCCUCUGCUUCUGAAAGCCAUUCUGUAAACAGCCCAGCCAUCGCAACAGAGAAUACCUCCACUGUUGCUACAUCUAAAGAAUCUCUGUCCAUGCCUGUGGAUGAAGGAGGGGCUUCAGGUCAUGCGACUCCAGGUGAGGAUAGAAGCCUGUCAUCAGAUGACACAUCACAGGCCUCUCAAGCAGAGGAACCCUUGGACGCCAAGGUUGAGAGGUUAACAAAGAAACUGGAGGAGAGACGGGAACAGAAAAAGAAGGGUGAAGAAGAGAACGAGAUAAAGAAGGAGAUUGAGCGGCGAAAGCUGGGGAAGGAGAUGUUGGACUUCAAACGGAAGCAGGAGGAGGAGAAGACCAAGCGCAUACUGGAAGAGCGGAACAGGGAAAAGGCUGAGGAGAAAGCAGCCAGGGAGAGGGUCAAGCAGCAGAUUGCUCAGGACCGUGCAGACCGGGCAGCUCGCUAUGCUAAGAACAAGGAGGAGGCUGAGGCAGCCAGAAUAGCAGCAUUACAAGCCAGACAGGCAGAGCAGGAGAUGAAGAAAGAGGCCACAGAGAGAGAGAGAAGUGCUGUCGCCAGAAUACAGUUCCGCCUGCCCGAUGGUUCCUCCUUGACCAAUCAGUUCCCCUCAGAGACACGGCUGCAGGAGGCCAGGCAGUUUGCUGCUCAGGAGGUGGGCAACAGGUAUGGCCACUUCUCUCUGGCUACCAUGUUCCCCAGGCGAGAGUUUACAGCAGAAGAUCUGGGGAAGACUCUUCUGGAGCUGGAGCUAGCCCCAAGCGCCUCCAUCGUCCUGCUGCCGCAAUCAGGCAGGCCGACUAACACCGUAGUCCAGUCUUCUGGCGGGGGUGGAAUCUGGGCACUGCUGGGGACCAUCUUGUACCCCCUGCUGGCUGUGUGGAGGUUCCUCAGUGGGUUCUUCUUCAGCAGCCCUCCACCUGGGGCAGCAGCGGCAGCAGCAGCAGCCUCCCGCACUCAGCAACGCUCAUCAAACUCCUACAACUCAGCAUCCACUGGAGAACCAAAGAGAGAAACGGUCCGCAAAAGGGUCUUAGAGAAGCGUCCAGAAGACUUCAAAAAAGACGGCAAAAUCUACCGGCUAAGAACUCAAGAGGACAGCGAAGAUGACAACAACACGUGGAACGGCAACUCCACUCAGCAGAUGUAGUGCAAUAACGCUAGUCUCUCUCUUUCUCUCUCUCUCUCUCUUUUGCCCAGUCAUCUCCUCUGUCUCUCUCUGACCCAGGUUGACUUUGAGUGCGCAUCUUAAUGGUGGAUUAUGCUGAAUUAGGGCUAUGAUUUUCAUUUCACCCAUCUCUCUCUCCCCUUUCUCUACAAGUGAACCCUUUUUUUGCAUGGGUAGAUAAAAUCAAGCUAAUCUCUUGCGUCAGUUUGAAUGGAGGUCCCGUCUGUGUGCAGACUACUUGAUUUAGCUUUCAGAGUACAGUUGGAGAUGACUUCUUGUCUUGAAGUCUAAAAAAAUAAAAAUAAAAAAAAACUUGACCUGCGCUCUAAACUCAAGGCUUGUUGCUGCAAGGACCUUCUGGCUUUUUAUUUAACUGUAUCCUGUAUGACGUCAAAAAAAAAAGUUUCCAGUAAAGAAAAAAGUGUGAAGGGUUUCGGUGCAUGGGGACCCAGCAACCAGUGUGUUUUAUAUGGAUGCUUGGACCCCUUGGCAUGACCUGCCUUGGCAAUAGAAUGUUUCUACUAGUUGACCAUGGAAGUCAGUUUACCACUGUCAUUUAACAAAAGAAUAAAGAUGUUUUUCAAUUACUUU